AUGCGUGGCUUAAUGGUAUUGUGCUUGGUGGCCUUGAGCUCAGCUGCUCCCCAAGGCUACAAUUAUCCAAAUCAGGCUAGUGGCCAGUUUUUACUGCCGUCUGCCCCAGCUUCUGCCACUGGAUAUCCAAGUGGUCAUUCCUAUAAUCACCAUCAACAACAACCUUUGGUCUCAAAACGUUUCUUCAUUCACUCGGCUCCAGAGGAAGAAGAGACAGAAGUUGAACACCGCGACAUAGUCAUUGGUAGUCCUCGUAGGAACUUUAACAUUGUCUUUGUCAAAUCACCCUCCGGUGGACAACAUAGAACUAAGGUGCGCGUAAUCCCAGCUCUCAAUGAGGACAAAACUGUCAUCUAUGUGUUGGCCAAGAAAACUGAGGGGGCACAAAUUGAGACGCAUGUUGAAGAGCCCGCUACCACUACCAGCAAACCUGAGGUAUUCUUCAUCAGAUACAAGACUAACGAAGAAGCUGAGCAUGCACAACAUAAAAUUCAAGCCGAAUAUGAUAACUUGGGGGGUACCAGCAUAAUUUCCAAUGAAGGCAUAUCGCCCAUCUCUUCGGUUAUUGGCAGUUUGGAUAAUUCUGGUUCUGGUGCUGAUUUCGGACCCGCAACGGUUGGAGAUUUUGGCAGCUCAGGUGUUGCCUUCAAUGGUGCCGGUACUCCCAGUUCUGCCUAUUUGCCACCAGUGAACAAAAUCUAA
Messenger RNA from Stomoxys calcitrans (stable fly), 702 nucleotides. RefSeq lists its product as uncharacterized. The record is from RefSeq and is a predicted model, not a curated record. The coding region runs from base 1 to 702 and encodes 233 amino acids. NCBI's taxonomy places the organism in Eukaryota, Metazoa, Arthropoda, Insecta, Diptera, Muscidae. The transcript has 2 exons.